UUUCUCGAUGGAAUGACAGUCGCAACGCGUAUCGCGAGUCUGCCGAAUAAUUUCUUAUUACUUAUUAUUAGUUAUUGGUAAUUUAAAAUUUUCUAUUUAGUAUUCAGUAUUAUUACGCCGUUACGUGCGGAGUGUUGUCGGUGCUUUUUUUGAUGUCACUGCGAUACAUCUGUGGCGAGUCUGUUUUGCGUAUUCAAAUCUACCGACCGGCUAUCGUUUUUAUCGACCAUUACGACUAAAGCCGUGACGAGUGUGACGUUAUAAACUAAACCGUCGCUAGUUAAUCGUCUCCGUAUAAAAUGUAUAAAAGUAAAUUCGUUUUGUUAACCCGCAGAUCAUAAUAUUAUUGUUAUUGUGCUAUUUUUUUCGUAUCAGUUUUUCUACGAUUAUAUAUUAUUAUUGUAUACGAUGAGAAUUUCGAAAGAUGCGCACCACCAAUUGGUGAAAUGAAAAAGACACAUCGAUGAAUAUAAGCCGUGGUUGCCUACAACACUAUAGAUCUGUCGAUUAGCGGUCGCUCGUACAAUACACACACAUACACAACACCUCGUGCACACCGCAUACUUGUUGCGUGUCGGUUGCAUCAUCGUAUAAUAACAAUAUAUAGGACGUGUAUGCGUAUAGUUGGCCGGAAGAAACGUCGUCGGCGUCGACUGCCGCGGUGACUGUUACGACGACGACGACGACGACGACGUCGGGCAUCGGCGGCGGCGGCGGCUUACCAACGGGCCAAUGAGAAAGUGGCUGGCGGUCGAUAAGAGGCGGGAACGGUGGCGGUACGCCAUUGGCGGGGCGCCGCGGACGGCCACCGCCGCCGCGUGCCGCCGCGUGUGCUGCACACGCAUUUCGGACACCGUGACGCGCGGCCCUCUGCAGCUGCUGAACGGCCGUGCGUGCAUUUACUGUCUUCACAGCCGCGACCCGUCCGCUCGCUUCGCCGGCACUCUUCACGCGCUUCACCGUCGCCAGAUAAUUCCGUCGCCACCGCUCGCCGGCCACCGCACGUCCGUUUCACGGCCUCCUCCGCCGCCGCCGCCGGACAGCAUGAGCAACGGCAAGACCACCACGCCGCCGGCCACCACGGCCAACAACGCGGCGGCAGCCGCAGCAGCAGCGGCUGCGGCGGCCGCGGCCGCCAUGCUGUUGCACCAACACAACCAGUCGCCGUCGCUGAACCACCAUCACGCCGCCGCCGCUGCCGCCGCGGCCGCUGCAUAUCACCAGCAGCAGCAGCAGCAGCAGCAGCAGCAGCACCAACAGCACCAACAGCACUUGCAGCAUCAGUUGCAUCAGCAUCACCGUGCUCAACACGAACAACAGAUGCACCAUCAUCAUCAACAACAGCAGCAGCAGCAGCAGCAUCAGCAGCAGCAGCAUCAGCAGCAGCAACAACAGCAACAGCAUCAGCAGCAACAGCAACAGCAGCAACAGCUGCCGACGACCGUGGCGGCAGCCGUUCAGGAGGCCGUGGCUGUCGCGCAACACAUCAAGCGGCCCAUGAACGCGUUCAUGGUGUGGUCCAGGGGACAGCGGCGCAAGAUGGCCCAGGAAAACCCGAAGAUGCACAACUCCGAGAUCAGCAAGCGUCUGGGCGCCGAGUGGAAGCUCCUGACCGAACCGCAGAAACGGCCGUUCAUCGACGAGGCCAAACGUUUGAGGGCGCUGCACAUGAAGGAGCAUCCGGACUACAAGUACCGUCCUCGGCGCAAGCCAAAGACGAUGGUGCAGAAGAAGACCGACACCGGCGGUGGUGGUUCGGCGUCGUCCGGCAAACCCGUUCCGUACUCGGUGCGCGACCUGUUGCCGCAACACGAAUCGUCGGCCGCUGGCACCGGCGGCGGAUCUAUCUCGACUUCGGCCGUCGGAUCGAUGCCGGAACAUCAGUCGUCCGCCGCCGCCGCCGCCGCCGCCGCGGUGGCCGUGGCCAAGUUCCCGCGGGCCUACUUUUCGCCGUACCAACACCACCACUACCCGUCGUCGUUCUACCAGCAGGUGGCCAAGGACCUGUCGACGGUGGGCGGCGGCGGCACCGGAAGCGAAGCGGCCGCCGCGGGCAAGGCCGUCCACGAUCUCGCGCUGCACGCGCUCUACGGCAGUUCGCUGUACUCUCGCGCCGUUUCGUUGGCCACCGGAUGGCCGAUGAUGGCCGCGGCUACUUCCGCGGCCGGUGCCAACGGCGGCGGCGGCGGAUGUCCGGUCAACUGCGCCGAGUGCGGCCAGCACGCGGAACGUCCGGCGCACGAGUCGCCGCCGCAACCGCCGCAGCCGCCCAGGCCGGCGCACGAGUCGUCCACGUCGUCGUCCACGCCGUCGCCGCCCGCUCAGCUCCCCCCGCCGCCGCUGCUGUCCACCACCGCGGCCGCGGCCGCGGCCGUCAUCAAGCGGCCCAUCGCGCUGCUCGUCAAGCCGGACCGCGUCGGCGGACAGGCCGGACUGCACGCGCAACACGUCAUAUGAAAACCGCUGCCGGUUCUACCGGAACCGGCCGUCGGCACAGCCUGCACCGCUGCCGCCAUGUCGGCCGCCGUCCAGUGCGGUUGGCCGCAGUGUUCGUCGUCCUCGUCGUCGUCGCCGCCACCGCUGCCCCUGCAG
Aphis gossypii (cotton aphid) is the source of this 2592-nucleotide messenger RNA. RefSeq names its product ecdysone-induced protein 74EF-like. Gene Ontology annotation, molecular function: DNA-binding transcription factor activity, RNA polymerase II-specific; RNA polymerase II cis-regulatory region sequence-specific DNA binding. Gene Ontology annotation, biological process: anatomical structure morphogenesis; cell differentiation; regulation of DNA-templated transcription. The coding region runs from base 733 to 2457 and encodes 574 amino acids. The transcript has 3 exons. Lineage: Eukaryota; Metazoa; Arthropoda; Insecta; Hemiptera; Aphididae. The record is from RefSeq and is a predicted model, not a curated record.